AUGUCUCGCGUUCCCAUUAGCCAAAGUUAUGCUUCUGGGGAUCGCUAUGAUCAGUUUUACUUCUACGAAGACCUGGCUCCCUCUCAGAAGUCCUAUAGUGAAUACUACACUGGCAGACAAGAGAUCGAGCCAGUUUUCUACGAAGAUAAGACGCCUCGCAAUCUGUCCUCUAGCCACUAUAACGCUACUAGACAAGGGCAUGAUCAGUCGAGCUUCUACCAAGACCUGAAUCCCUCUUACUCGUCCUACAGCGAAUACAGCGUUUAUGGACAAGAGGUCGAGUCUGUUGAAUUAGUCUUCCACGAAGUGACGGCACGAAAAAUGACCCUAUACUUUGACGAUGACGGCGUCGGGCUUGGUAUUAUGGUGCUAGACUAA
Messenger RNA from Fusarium graminearum PH-1, 378 nucleotides. RefSeq lists its product as uncharacterized. NCBI's taxonomy places the organism in Eukaryota, Fungi, Ascomycota, Sordariomycetes, Hypocreales, Nectriaceae. Bases 1 to 378 code for a protein of 125 amino acids. The transcript is spliced from 2 exons. The record is from RefSeq and is a predicted model, not a curated record.